Messenger RNA from Nasonia vitripennis (jewel wasp), 2282 nucleotides. Its product is annotated as caspase-1-like. The record is from RefSeq and is a predicted model, not a curated record. The transcript has 7 exons. NCBI's taxonomy places the organism in Eukaryota, Metazoa, Arthropoda, Insecta, Hymenoptera, Pteromalidae. Gene Ontology annotation, biological process: proteolysis; apoptotic process. Gene Ontology annotation, cellular component: cytoplasm. The coding region runs from base 292 to 1527 and encodes 411 amino acids.
AAUCGGACGACAGUAGCUGCCCAAUGUUGGUCGCGCGCGCACGUGUCUCCUCUCGCUCGCCGCGUCGUUUCCGACUCUCAAAGUCGACGUAUACCGACUCCAUAUCACAAAUACAUCAGUACAGAUUGUGUUUAAAUCGACACGAGUGUAGGUGACAGGUGCAUGCGCGUGUCGUCGACCCUCGCGUCGGCCCUGUGUUUACAGGUCCUGACGCGCAACAGUGUGUUGUCGUACAUAUAUAUAUAUAUAGCUACAUAAGCGGCUCACUGCGAAACGACGGCUAUACCUGCAAUGCCGAAGCGCAAGUGCGAGGAAAACGAGCUGAGUGCGUUGCUGUCCGACAUAGACGAAGAGGAGGACAUAAUCCUGCGACAGCUACCGCGAACGCCUCUAGCGUCGGCAGCCCGAGGAAAGCGUCGUCGCCGCGCCAGUGACGUCAUCGACAGCAUGGGCGAGCGGGGCUGUCAGCUGUACAAUUUCAACUCUCCGGCCACGUGCAGCACGAGCGCCUCGCCGUACUCCUACUACUGCGGCAGCUCGACGCCGGCCUCCUCCUCCGGAUUCACCACGCCGCGGCGCGGCACCAAUAGGAACGCGAUUUCACCGGAUCAAGGAUACGCCACUACUCCGGAAUUCGUGCAGAGGGCGGUGAUACCGGAGUGGAUGCUGAGGCGGAUAGAUUCGCAUGACGCGACGGUGCCUAUCAGGAACGACGAGGACAACUAUUCGACUUCCCCGGCAGAAGCGCGAGCCAGGAUGUCAGCGCAGAAGGAUGCUGACCGAUACAACAUGGAGCAUCGAAAUCGUGGAAAGUGUGUCAUUUUUAACCACGAGACCUUUGACACCGGAUUCGAGACUCGCGAAGGCUCGAGCGUCGAUGCGCGAAGGAUUGAACAAACGUUCCAGCAGCUUGGCUUUACCGUCGAGAUAUGCGACGACUACGAGCACAGCGGUGUCAUGAACAAGCUGAACGAGCUGAGCGAAGAGGACCACUCCGACAACGACUGCCUCUGCAUAUUCGUACUGACACAUGGACUGAAGAACGAUCUGAUCUGCGCGAAGGAUGUCGUCUACAAGUUGGAAAAUGUGUGGAAGCCCUUUACAGCCGACAAAUGCAGCUCACUGGCUGGAAAGCCAAAAUUAUUCUUUUUUCAAGCCUGUAGAGGAGACAACUUGGACGGUGGCAUAAAGAUGAUGAGAUCAGGAACGACGGAGACUGAUUCCUCGAGUGCGUCUUAUCAGAUCCCGACGUACGCGGAUUUUCUGUUCGCCCACAGCACCGUUCAAGGUUUUUACUCAUGGAGAAAUCCGGAGGAAGGCACCUGGUACGUACAGAGCCUGUGCGACGUAUUCGACGAAUACGCGGCAACCCACGACUUGGCAAAAUUGAUGACCAUAACAGCUCGCAAAGUGGCUACCAACUUCGCAAGCUACAACGAUCUGGACCCGAUGCUGCACGGCAAGAAACAGGUGCCAUCGGUCAUCUCAUCCCUCAUACGCGACGUCUACUUCACGCCGAAGAAUUAGUAGUGAAGUCUUGAUCUGUGGACAAAAGCAAGAAGGCUUUUAAUCAUUUUUUUUUUUUUGUGAUUUCACAUCAAUUGCAUAUAAGUUCGAGAUUACAUUUCUGAAUUUAACUACAUUUAGUGAAUUUAGUGUUUUUUUUUCUCUUGCGAAAUAUUAAUUUAUUUAUGUAUUACAUCGCAACAGCGUAAGAUGUUCUUCCAGGCAAUAGUAAUGUCUAUGAAUCUUGAAAUACUCACUGGAGUAAUUUAUUAUGAUAUUAUAGUUAUCGUACAUUCAUAGCAGAAAUCGUACAUUUUAACGGCGACUCUUGCAUUUAUCAAGUUCAUGACAAAAAUCGUGGGUUCUAUUACAGUGCAAAUCAAAUUCACGUAGCUCUUUAGUUUUUUUAGUAUUAAGUGCGUUUGUUAAAUCGCUCGUUGCGAAAAAGAAGAGUUCACCGAAAAAACCUGAGAAUAAUAUCGCGCUAAAUCAUUUUUGUAUAAAUUUAAAAAAAUUUUUGUUUGUUUUCUAUAUUUUUAUCCACGCGAUUUCUACAAUUAUACGUUGAAAGCAUAUAUAUCACAAAAAACGAAAAUCAUUUAUUUAUUUUCUAAUAUAUAAGGUAUAUUAUAAAUUAUUUCAAAUAUAUUUGUUUUAUUCCAAACUAUAUCACCGUUAUAUUUAUACAAAGAUACUUUAAUAUAAUGUUUUUACUUUUAUAUGAGAAACCUUCUAUAUCUUUUCAUUAAUAAAAAAAAUGAUUACACAAAUAAAAA